Messenger RNA from Diplodia corticola, 1083 nucleotides. RefSeq lists its product as uncharacterized. Lineage: Eukaryota; Fungi; Ascomycota; Dothideomycetes; Botryosphaeriales; Botryosphaeriaceae. The record is from RefSeq and is a predicted model, not a curated record. The transcript has a single exon. Bases 1 to 1083 code for a protein of 360 amino acids.
AUGGCCAGCAACAUCCAGCGCCGCAGAUCCAUCGAGCCCGGCGUCGCCUUCGCCUGGGCCCAGCCCGACAAGAGCGCUCCCUCGUCGCCGUCACGCGAUGCCCAGCCGCUCGCCGAGCGCAGGGCAUGCAGUCACCACCACCCGCCUGCCGCCAACGCCGCCCACCAUCCGGCUCUCGUCGACGAGCGGCCCGCCCCAGGCUCGCUGUCGUCGCUCAACCUGAAGAGCGACUAUGUCGUCCCGCCCAUGAGCAGCGUCUCGGUCGAUCCGCCCAUCCCCGCCGAGACGGACUCGCGCUCUGCCCAGGACCAGCAUCCCAUGAGGACGAACCUGCCGUUGCUCUCCCAGCCGCUGCUCUCCACCGAGGCCUUCCACGCCGCUCCCGCCCACCAGCGCCUGCACGUGGCCGUCCCCCACGGUCACGCGACUUGCACCGACGACCGCACUGCAACCAGCUCAACCGCCGUCGUCGCCGACGACUCGGGCGGCCCAACCCUCCUUACUCUGCCACCCGAGAUCCGCCGCAUGAUUUACCAGCACAUCCCCUACAUCACCAACCGCCAGCCGCUCAUCUACUGCCUGUCCAUCUUCAAGAACAGGAAGCAGCAUCCGCUCGCCGCCAUCUGCCGCCUGGUCCGCUCCGAGGCCCUCGAGCUCUACUACAGCUCCAACACCUGGAUGGUCAAGCUCGAGUACCGCGACUUCUACGACUCCUUCGUCUCCUGGAUCUCGUCUCUGGACGAUCCGUCGGCCAACGCCCUGCGCCUGCUCCGCGUGAGCGUCCGCGGCUCCAUGUUCGCCAAGUCCAUGAUCUACGGCCCGGACGGCUAUCUUGUCGAAAAUGUCGACAAGGGUGCUUACGGCUACGCCACCUUUGCCGUCGAUCUGAGCGAGAAGUUCAAGUUCGGUAAGGUCGAACUCCUGGCGUGUGAUGGGCCGAAGUCCGCCGGCUUGGAGGGUAAAGUAGCCCUGGAGGGUAUUGCUAAGGUCUUGUGGGAAAAGAAAGGUCGUGGCCAACUGCGCGGCUCCGACGUCAAGAAGGCCAUGGAUACGUUCUUGAGCUUCACUGGCUGGUGGCUCUGA